Emericellopsis atlantica is the source of this 2707-nucleotide messenger RNA. RefSeq lists its product as uncharacterized. NCBI's taxonomy places the organism in Eukaryota, Fungi, Ascomycota, Sordariomycetes, Hypocreales, Bionectriaceae. Bases 90 to 2624 code for a protein of 844 amino acids. The transcript is spliced from 2 exons. The record is from RefSeq and is a predicted model, not a curated record.
GCGGCUUCACGACGGCCCGCCCACGACACGACUCGUCUACGCACCAGCGUCUGCAUUUUAUCGAAGCCCCCUCUACCUUUGUGGCCGCCAUGGCGACCACUGCUUCUCACAAUGGUCGCCAACAGCACAUGCCUUCUGCGUCGCACGGCCCCGUACCGGGCUCGCCCACUCUGACGAACCCCGACAUGAUCUUGCCCGACUACGAGAUGCCAGACUCUCCCGAGGCGCUGCCACAAUCCGUGAUCACAUCAUGGAGGGACCCGAACCUUGAUCAGCUGGACUUUCAACUACAAUCGCAAAACAAUUUCGGGUCUAUCCCAACUACGACCCCCAUCAUCUACGGCAAUGGAACAAUGCUAUCAGAUAUUGGCGAGGUCACCGAGGUGGAAAGCAACGCCGGUACAGGGCCAAGGAGGGCCUCGUCACGAUACUCUGCAUACACCGACGCCGAGACUUUUGGUGGCUCGCCCACACUGCUGAACAAGGGAUUUCAGCGCAGAUCAACUAUGGAUCGGGAACGAAGGUCUUCGGUGGACUCAACAAGCACAGUCACCACGCAGCGAAAUGCGUUCGGUGACUUUGACGACUCCAUGAGCGUCGGAGAUAGCUGUUUCCAAGGCGAUGACGAGGAAAGUAUGGCAUCCGAGUUUGUCGAGGGCACAAAUCCGAAUCAGACACGCAUAAGACCACAGCACAAAAGAGAGGGAGACGCCAAGUACGCCACGACGGAUAUAGGCCAAAGGGCAGAGCAAAUUCUGGCCAAUGCCAAGCGCAGGUUGACGGCAAUGGAAGGCAAUCUGUCCCGUGCGAGGAGCUCGUUGGGUUACUCGGAUGGAUCAACGCCGUCCCCCCAGUUGGGCCGUUCUGCUAGUGCGAUACGAGACGGAGCUGCUGCGACAUCACUCAGCCACUCCAGGAUCAAGAGUGAAGAUGGCAUUGGUGACUUGAAGCAGAUGCCAGCUUUGGCGCAAAGGUCGGCCAGUGCCAUGGGCGCCGCUGGGGGUUACCGGCAGCCGUCGCUGCGCACGAAGCAAGCAGAGACUGAGCUUCCUCCAUCGCGACUUGCGUACGGCAUUUCUCAACAUCCCUUGGAUACCACACUGGAGCCGCUGAGCGAGGACGACGACGAGCAGCAAAGCACGGGACCAACCAACAGUGCGCGCAAUAGUAUGCGUGACAGUCACUUGAUUCCGUUCCUGCUCAGUCCAACUUUUGGUGCGGACCCUGAUCGAGGAUUGACCAGGUCGGCUUCUGUGGCGCAGAUGAGGGACAUUCAGGAUCAGAUGCAGGGCCUCCGCGGAAAGAUCUCGACGCUGAAACAGCAAGCAAGGGCUGAUAGCCUCAAGCGACGGAGUCUUCAGAGUCUCCGGACUCCAAGCCCGUUCACCCACGCUCGGUGGGAUGGCGGCUAUGUUGGCACGCGCUCGCUUCGGUCGAGCAGUUCAUCUCGUGAGGGAACGCCGACAGGGUUGCGUACGACUGAGACCCAGUCCCCCAUACAAGAAAUGGAAGGGCCCGAAAGGGAUGAGCCUGCUGUGGGCGAUGUGCAGCCUGGUGAUGAGAUGGAACCUUCGCCAGAAGAAGCGACAGUACCUCAACAUCAACCAGCUUCUGUAUCACCUGCGGCAGCACCGUCGCAGAACGACGACGAAUCUCGUCCGCAUGACUUCACCAAUGAUAGCAAUGAUGAUAUGCGCACAGAAAAUGGCGAUUCCGAUGGCUCGAACGAGGAGGAGGAAGCCUUCGAUGACGCCCGAGCGGAGGCAUCAGAUUGGGGGAGUGAGAGUGGGGAGUCGACGUAUCACGACACUUUCCAGCACCAAGUCUCGCAUGAGGAUCGCGAAGAUGCUUUCGACUACGAGCAUUUCUUCCUCCACUCGGCUCUUGGCAGUAUCAGCCGCCAGCACAGGGAGAGCGACUCUGAAAGCGAUGUUUCGGACGACUCUGUCGAAACGACGCGGGGGCCCAUUCCCACCCCGUCGAGCAUGUCUUUCCGCUCAGCCAUGUCACGGAAGAGACAGAGCGUGGAUACUACAGCUUCGGACGACACCUUUGCCACGGCGACCGAGGGUCGCGCUAGCCGCAGCUCAACCUUCAAGACUGAGCUGGGCUUAGGCAUAGACAGCUAUGACGAGCUGCCGCCUCUGGAAGAGGAACGCAGCAACGCCGGUGACGACGCUCAGAUGAAUGAGAUGCCCAAAAACAGGCAGAGGCAGAACUCGGUGCUCUACCGUCCGACCAGCGCUGCGCAGGCCGAUCGCCUGCACCGGCCCUCCAUCUCCUCCUUCGAGUCCACGGGAACGAAUCGCAGCUUCCCCCUUGUGAACAAGGCCAAGCUCAACGGCGGUGUCCUUACGCCAGGCGGGUCUCCAGAUCCCAUGUUUACCAAGAUGUCAGAGGCUCUCAUGAACGACACCACCCGUGCCCUUGGCAACGGCGACUCAGCAACAGCCUUGCGGAGUCUCCACAAGGAUGACCAGUUCAUGGUUGAGCGACUGGUGGCCAGCAUUGGGAAAUGUGCCCUUGGGCUAAGUGAAGCCUCGAUGGCCAGUACCGAGGCACGUGUCUUGCGGCGCAGGAUGGACGCGGCCCGCCGCAUAUUGGAAGGCUUGGAUGACCCUUGAUGCAUAGCAGCGCAGACAACGCCAAGUCGUGCUUUUACAGCGUUUGUAUACUUUAUGGCGGGAGGUGGCCUGUAUAUUUUGCC